Cryptomeria japonica (Japanese cedar) is the source of this 2548-nucleotide messenger RNA. Its product is annotated as sulfate transporter 3.1. The coding region runs from base 274 to 2241 and encodes 655 amino acids. Gene Ontology annotation, cellular component: membrane. The record is from RefSeq and is a predicted model, not a curated record. Gene Ontology annotation, biological process: transmembrane transport. The transcript has 13 exons. NCBI's taxonomy places the organism in Eukaryota, Viridiplantae, Streptophyta, Pinopsida, Cupressales, Cupressaceae.
GUUUUUCAUUUUCAAAUAGAACUCUUGUAGAGGAGGGAGUAUGAAGCCCUGCUCUACUGAUACUCUCCCGAGGGAAUGUGUGCAGAUUGUAGGGCAGCAGAAAAGGGCACAUGCCCAGUGGGUCCCUAAUGCCACUAUGGGUGGCUGAGGAGCAGGCCUCCAUGCUUAUAAAACCACCCAAAUUCAUCACAAUCUCAUGAAGAGUAGUUGUUGUUUUGUUUUAUGAUCCUUCUGGUGGGUGGUAGUUAGGUAAUCAAAGUAACUGCAAGUGCAAUGGAUGGAGUUGAGCAUGGGAAAGUUAAUGAUGAUUUACAGAUGGUGGUGGUUCACAAGACUGAUGUUCCUCCUGCUCAAGGCACAAGAAUGAUCAAUGAAGUUGGCAAAGCAGUCAGGGAAACUCUGUUUCCUGAUGAUCCCUUUAGGCAGUUUAAGAAUCAGUCUAGGGGACGUAAGUGUGUUCUUGGCCUUCAGUAUGUUUUCCCCAUCUUAGAGUGGGCACCCAAAUAUUCAUUUGCCCUGUUCAAAUCAGAUGUGAUAUCGGGAGUCACCAUUGCUAGCCUUGCCAUUCCACAGGGCAUAAGCUAUGCAAAGCUUGCAAAUUUGCCUCCCUUGAUGGGACUAUAUUCCAGUUUUGUUCCUCCUCUAGUAUAUGCAAUGCUGGGGACAUCCAAGGAUAUAGCAGUGGGCACAGUGGCAGUUGUAUCACUUCUCCUUGCCUCAAUGCUUGGCGAUGAGGUCUCUCCCACAGCUAAUCCAGAGCUGUAUUUACAGCUGGCUUUGACUGCAACAUUUUUCGCUGGAGUUUUCCAAGCAUCCUUGGGUAUUUUUAGGCUGGGAUUCAUCAUAGACAUGCUUUCACAUGCAACAAUAGUGGGAUUCAUGGCAGGAGCAGCCACUGUUGUAACCCUCCAACAGCUCAAAGGUUUCCUGGGACUCCAACAUUUCUCAACUAAAACAGAUGUUGUUUCAGUGGUGCAAUCAGUUUCACAGCAAGUUCAUAAGUGGAGAUGGGAAACCAUUGUGUUGGGAGCAUUUUUCCUAGUUUUCCUGCUAGUUGCUCGUUACAUUAGCAAGAAAAAUUCCAAGCUUUUCUGGGUAUCUGCUGCUGCCCCACUGACAUCUGUCAUUGUAGGCAGCCUGCUGGUGUUCUGCACACAUGCAGAAAAACAUGGAGUACAAAUUGUGGGGCAGUUAAAGAAAGGUCUGAAUCCCCUGUCCAUUCAGCUCUUGGUCUUCCAUGGUCAGUAUUUGAAGGUUGCUUUAAAGGCAGGACUGAUAUGCGGUCUCAUCGCCUUAACUGAAGGAGUAGCAUCUGGAAGAACAUUUGCCCUUUUCAAGAAUUACCAUACAGAUGGCAAUAAGGAGAUGAUAGCCAUUGGAAUGAUGAACGUAUUGGGCUCCUGGACUAGCUGUUAUGUUACAACAGGUCCAUUCUCCAGAUCAGCAGUGAAUUUCAGUGCAGGAUGUAAAACAGUUGUAUCAAAUAUAGUAAUGGCCAUUGCUGUGAUGAUAACUCUACUGUUCUUGACCCCUCUAUUCCACUACACUCCCAUGGUGGUUCUGUCAUCUAUAAUAACAUCAGCUAUGCUAGGCUUGAUUGACAUCCAAACUGCAUACCAUCUCUGGAAGGUGGACAAACUUGACUUCCUCGUCUGUAUGGGAGGCUACUUUGGGGUGGUUUUCAUAGACGUUCAAACUGGUUUGAUUAUUUCUGUAUCCAUUUCUGUGGUAAGGCUGUUGAUGCAUGUCAUGAGGCCUCAUACUGCAGUUCUGGGGAACAUUCCUGGAACAUCCAUGUACAGAAGCACAGAGCAGUACCAAGAUGCCACUAAAGUCCCUGGCAUUCUCAUCCUACGGAUAGAUUCCCCUAUCUAUUUUGCCAAUGCCAACUAUUUGAAAGACAGAACGUUGAGAUGGAUAGAAGAUGAAGAAGAGAAUUUGGCCAAGCUCAAUCAAGACAUCCUACGUUAUGUAAUUCUUGACAUGGGUUCUGUGGCUACAAUUGACACAAGUGGAAUCAAUGUCCUUGAGGAAUUGAAAAGGACAUUAGAACAUCGACAACUUCAGCUUGUUUUAGCGAAUCCAGCAAGUCCAGUGGUGGAAAAACUUGAGAAGUGCAAAUUUAUAGAAAUUCUAGAGAAAAAAUGGCUGUUUGUUACAGUGGCUGAGGCUGUUGUUGUGUGCAACUCUCUACUCCAUGCUGAAAAGGUCCACAGCGCCAACUACAAUCAUAAAAAUUAACAUAAAAUCUUGAAGAAAAAAUCUUUUGUUCUCCAUAAAAUCUUGCAGUGUUCAGUGAAGAAAAAUCCACUUUUCUCUUGCCUCAUUGUACAGUGAAUUAUAUAUUUUCAAUGGAUUGUCUAUAUAGGCACUCCACAUAUUUCUCCUCCAUUUCUUAGGGACUGUGUAAGAAAGUAUGAGAGGUAAAAUAAUCCUUAAAUUAUUAAGGAUUAUAAAUGUAUUCAAGUUAAGUAGAUCUAUCAGAAGAAAUUAUCAAUUGCAAUUUAGACUUAAGAAGCACCAUGUACUGCGCCAUGUAUUUUCAGAU